AUGGAGGACGUGAAGUUGGUGGAGAGAAUGAUGGUUCUACCGGAGACGCCAACACCGCGCCGGCGUGUUUUCUUAUCGAACAUAGACCUAACCCUCGUUGCAUACCAAGAAUCAGUAUCCUUCUUCGAUCCUCCUGCGAAUCAGAUGAGCCUCUCAGAGGCUUUUCACCGCCUAUGCCGCGCGAUAUCCCAGGUACUCGUGUCUUACGACUUCUUGGCUGGAAGGCUAGUGCCAUCUCUGGAGGCAAGUAACAGGCUCGAGAUCGACUGCAACAAUGCAGGGUUCGUGGUUGCUGCAGCCACCACCAAGACUACGGUGAGCCAGCUCGGUGAGCUCAUGGCGCCCAAGCCGGAGUUCGAGCGGUUGGUUGCUUUCUUGCGUGAAGAGGCUGAAGAUGAGCUGGAGCUGAAAGACAAGCCUCUGGGUUUUUUUCAGUUGACACAGUUUGGGUGUGGAGGCCUGGCCCUGGGAUCAAGAUAUUACCACUGCAUCCUAGACGGUGUGGCCAUUCAUGAUCUUGAGAUGAACUUGGCUUCCCUGACUCGCGGCGAAGGCUUGGUCGUGGUACCGAACCCAGAUAGGAGCAUAUUCAGAGCACGGAAUCCACCACAAAUCAGUCACCCUCAUUUUGAGUACUCAAGAGCCAUUGAUACAGAUAGCCCAUUCACCCUCCGCGGAACCAGUGAUGCCCCCAUUGAGAAAUCCGGGAGGCAUGAUCAGAUUCACCUGAUCCAUCUUUCACCUAUCAACAUCCAAGGUUUAAAGAAGGCAGCCCUCAGGGAUGGGAAGUUGAAAAACUGCACCACUUUUCAAGCUGUGGCAGCGAAGAUAUGGAAGGCAAGGAGCAUAGCAGUGGAGAUGGCAGAGGGGAAGAUUUCGACCAUGUUGUUUCCGGUGGAUACUCGAACCAGGGUUGUGCCACAAGCCCCGGUGGGAUUUGCUGGAAAUGCAUUGGUCCCUGGGUUCGCAAGAGCCAGCGUGAAGGAGCUGAAAGAGGAAGAGUAUUCAAGCCUAGUGAGGAGAGUGCAGGAAGGGAUUGAGAGGUUGGAUGAUGAGUAUGUGAGGUCUGGUAUUGACUGGUUAGAGGUGAAUAGAGGGGUACCUUGUAGAGAAGACAGCUUCUCACUUGUAGCGUGGUGGAGGCUGGGCUUGGAAGAAGAGGAGUUCGCUUGGGGUAGACUUAAAUGUGCUUCUCCAGUAGUUGUUAAACCAGGCAUUGUCUUCCUGUUGCCAGGGCCGACAGCUGAGGGAGGGCUCAACAUUUUCCUGGAACUGGAAGGAGACCAAGUGGUGGAGUUUCGUAGGUUAAUGAUGGAAGAUUGA
This is a messenger RNA of Vitis vinifera (wine grape), 1323 nucleotides long. RefSeq names its product acyltransferase GLAUCE. Bases 1 to 1323 code for a protein of 440 amino acids. The record is from RefSeq and is a predicted model, not a curated record. The transcript has 2 exons. Gene Ontology annotation, molecular function: acyltransferase activity, transferring groups other than amino-acyl groups. NCBI's taxonomy places the organism in Eukaryota, Viridiplantae, Streptophyta, Magnoliopsida, Vitales, Vitaceae.